Messenger RNA from Caretta caretta (loggerhead turtle), 1407 nucleotides. Lineage: Eukaryota; Metazoa; Chordata; Testudines; Cheloniidae. The record is from RefSeq and is a predicted model, not a curated record.
AUGACUCAUACAGCCGAGAUCAAGGAGGCAUUUGAUAAAGAUCUCAGCAAGGUCAUCAAAGGGGUGCCAUACCAGGACAAACUCAUUGUCCUUGGAGACUUUAAUGCUCCUGGCUUCUCAGCCAUCCAUCUAGCAGCUCUAUACGGCCGGCUGGAGUGCCUGAAACUGAUAGUCGAAAAGUUUGAGGUUGAUGUGAACUUGGCCAGUCUGACAGGAUGGACACCCAUUCACCUGGUGAUGAACAAGGAGAGUGGCCCCAGGGCACUGGAGUGUUUGCAGUACCUCAUUGGAAAGGGGGCAGACAUCAAUGUUCAGAACCAGGGCGGAACGUCGCCACUUCACAAGGCAGCCAGUGAAGGACGCCUCGACUGCAUCAUUGAACUGGUUGAGGCUGGAGCUGAUGUCCACGCCAAGGACGCAGAGGGGCAGCAGCCCAUUGACCUCUGCAGGAUAUGGGCCCACAGGAGCUGCGCUAGGUACCUGAAUGAUGCCAUGUGGAAAACAGACAAGCGCAAUUUUGCUCGUGAAAUGCACAAGCUGAAUCAAAUCAAAAGUGAAUGUCAGCACUCGGGAACAAAACUUCCUGAAGAUAGAGAAGGUGGGUUCGUGCUCAGCGCGGCUGAGCUGUCUCUCCACCACCGCUCCUUGUGCGAGCUUGAUGAGAGCUACCGAGAGAGCGUGCACGCCCCUCGCUCGCCGGGUGGGCUUCUCCUGAGGCCCCAGAGGGAGCAGGACUUGUUGAAUGCAGUGGCAUUCUCUAACUGGCUUGCAACGAAGCAGCAACAGGGGUUGCCUGACUCUGCUAAACGGUGGCAUUUUCCGGAGGACAGAGCGAAGCUGGAUGCUGUCCCCAAGAAGGAAGUGGCUAAAAUACCUCCUGGAGAAAAAAAAACCAGCAUGCACACCAAGCGGAGGGCUAAGAUUAAAGGGGAACCUCGUUUAUCUGCCACUGCUCAGCCCCGCACUGGGAAAUCACAGAGAGCUUGGAAUGCCAGCGUCAAUCCAUCCUCCCCUCAGGUGACAGACAUAUUCCGACCUACAACAGUCCGGCUGGGCACCAACCCCGAGGCCUGUGGGGAUCAUGACUUCAGCUCCUUCUUGUUUCUCUCCAAGGACUCGCGCGGACAGCCGGUGAUCAACAUGGCUUACAAAGGCAGACUCUCCCCCGUCCCCAACCUGCCCUAUGAAGUGAUCGAGAAAAGCCUGUAUCCCCACGCUCGGCCCCUCAGAUUAAAGAUGCCGCAAGAAUUUAAACCCACACACAUCUUCGAUGUGACAAGGAAGCGCCGCCCAAGCCUGGAGCACAGGUGGACGGACGAAAUGGCUGUGAGCUUGCGGGAAACUCUGGACCCAGCACUCAGAGCUAUGCUAAAGGCUCACCUCUCUGCAAUCAACGACAGCAGUUAG